Messenger RNA from Chilo suppressalis (striped riceborer), 864 nucleotides. The record is from the annotation of a GenBank genome assembly. NCBI's taxonomy places the organism in Eukaryota, Metazoa, Arthropoda, Insecta, Lepidoptera, Crambidae.
AUGAAUAGGUCAAUCUCAGAUACUGACUUAGUCGACGUAAUUGGAGAACACUCGUCACCAAAGCGCAUAAGCAGACGUCAGAAGAGAGGCAGAGAACAACAUGAUUUUGAUGACGAAUUUAAACUAUUUAGGGAUGAAAUGAAAAAUAUGAUUGCAUCACUCUUAUCGAUCCAAGAGAAAGAACUGAAAAAGAUAUCUUCAACUCAAUUAGAAAUAAAAGAGACUAAUAAUAAUAUUGAGACCUCUCUUAACUUUGUAACUCAACAAAAUGAAGAGUUGAAAAAGAAAAUUGAAAAACUUGAGCAGCAAUCAACUAAGGAUAGAGAGUACAUCAAUAUUUUAGAAGAUAAAAUAGAGGACUUACAACGAGCACAUCGUAAAACAAACUUGGAAAUAAAAAAUAUGCCCAAAUUACCUAAUGAAAACUUAGUUAAUAUGGUAAAGGAAUUGGGAAAAACUAUCAAAUGUGACGUUAACGAAAAUGACAUAAAAGACAUUUAUAGAGUACCAAGUAAAAAAUCUGAUAAGAGUGAGAAUACUCCCAUCAUUGUGGAAUUAUCAUCUAAGAUGUUAAAAACGGAAAUACUCAGGAUGACAAAGGUGUUCAAUAGGACUUAUAAGGAGAAGCUUCGAGCAAAACACUUAGGUGCGACUAAAAGCGAGGAAACUGCUGUCUUUAUCUCGGAGCAACUAACUGCUAAAGGUGCUCGAUUGUUUUUCCUUGCUCGAGACGCUGCUAGAACACAAAGUUACAAAUAUUGCUGGACCUCCUACGGCCGAGUUUACUUACGUAAAGAAGAUAACUCCCCUAUUAUUAUUUUAAAAGAUGAAUCCCAGAUACAUAACUUAACAUUAAUGAUUUGA